Eruca vesicaria subsp. sativa (arugula) is the source of this 689-nucleotide messenger RNA. The record is from the annotation of a GenBank genome assembly. Lineage: Eukaryota; Viridiplantae; Streptophyta; Magnoliopsida; Brassicales; Brassicaceae.
CUCAGUAUUCCCCUGCUUGCUGAAACUAUCCCAAAACCUAAAGAGCAACGCCUAAAAUGUCUUUUCUUUAACCCUUUUUCAUUUUUCAUUUGUAACCUAGAGAAGAUGGGUAAGAACAAUAAGAUAGGAAGUGUCGUACGGAUCCGUCAGAUGCUGAAACAAUGGCGUAAGAAAGCUCACAACAGCGAUCCUGUUUCAGAUGUACCUCCUGGACACGUCGCGGUUGCUGUUGGCGUGAAUAGGCGGAGAUACGUCGUACGUGCGAAACAUCUGAACCAUCCGAUCUUUCGAAGGCUUCUCGCGGAGGCUGAGGAGGAGUAUGGAUUCUCCAACGUUGGUCCUUUAGCGAUCCCUUGCGAUGAAUGGUUGUUCGAGGAGAUCAUUGGAGUCCUGAAUAGGUCCGAGUCCGAGUCAUGCGGCCGGAGAUGCAUGCACGUCGGGAUGGCUAAGAACUUGGAGUAUUUAUGCGAAUCUCUUCCCCUGCUUCCUGCUAGUGAUGAAAAAUAUGUAUGCUAGUUGCGGCACAUGGAAUUUGCAAACCAAAGCUUUGGUUGGAGAGAAUUUUUCAGUCUCUAAUUAGAGAGAUAUGGUUUUUAUUUUGUUUCGAUUUUUGAAGUUUUUAUUCUAUGUUUUUCGUUUGCUAAUUUUAUGAUGUUUGACUGGGAAAUUAAUUAAGUCGAUGAAAAAUU